Molecule: messenger RNA, 837 nt
Organism: Mucor velutinosus
Lineage: Eukaryota; Fungi; Mucoromycota; Mucoromycetes; Mucorales; Mucoraceae
Product: 60S ribosomal protein L5
Exons: 1
Coding region: 1-837 (278 amino acids)
Biological process (GO): DNA integration
Molecular function (GO): nucleic acid binding
Source: RefSeq, a predicted model, not a curated record
AUGCGAUCUAAUAUUCAAGGCUGGUUAUCUACUUGCAAGGAAUGUCAGUUGGCUUCUAGUUCUGGUAAAAAUAAGCAUCAUGCUCCAAUGGUUUCUCUGGAUAUUCCUCCUGCUUUUGGUCGUUGGCACUUGGAUUUUGUUAGUGAGUUACCUCUGACACCUCAAGGUAACAGAUGGCUUCUUACUGCGGUUGAUUACACUACGAAUUGGCCUAUUGCUGGUGCAGUACCGGAAGCCACAGCAGAAGCCGUUGCUGAUUUCAUCUAUGAGGAAAUCGUGAUGCGUUUUGGAUGCCCCCAGGAAAUCUUGACAGAUCGUGGUGCUAAUUUUAUGUCAAACGUGGUGAAACUCUACAUGCAUAGAGUCAAGGUUAAUCACAAGUUUACUUCUGCUUUCCACCCUAGAACUAAUGGUAAAUGCGAACGUCUCAAUGGUAUUCUCAAGGCUAUGUUGAGAAAAUACGUUAACGGUGCUAUUUUUAUGUGGGAUAAAUUUGUUGACACGGCUCUCUUUGCUGCUCGGGUUCGUCAUCAUUGCUCUACUGGUUAUUCUCCUUUUUAUUUGGUAUAUGAUGGUCGUGAACCACCGCUUCCUGGGGAUUAUACUCGUCCUUAUUUCGAUAAGUUGACCGCAAAUGAUCCUAGAACUGUGGCUGAACAUACUGCUCGUAAAUUGGAAAGUCUUGGUCAAGUCCGUGCUGCUUCUGCUCAUCGUAUGAAAAUGGUCUCUGAAUCCGACAAAGAACGUAGGGAUGCGGCUAUUGAGAAGCUGGAAUUUGAAGUUGGUGAUCAUGUCCUGCUUAGAAACGAACAGAAAUACGGUCUUGAAUACAAUUGA